UAUACCGCCGGGCAUGCCUGGCACGUGCCUGGGCUGCCCUUUUUUUUUUUUUUUUUUUUUUAAAUGAAAACAAAAACAGAAAAAGGAAGAGUAGUACUUGCUUUCUCUUUCUCGAUCCCUCUCUCUCAAAAUCGCUGCUCUCAGUUCCUCUCUCACCUGCCGGCCGCUGCUCUCAAUCCCUCUCUCCCUGCUCUCAAUCUCUCUCCCUCACCUCGCCGUAAAGCCGUUCAAUCUUCCGCCGCAGCCGCACCGCACUCACUCUUUCUCUUCGUCUCGUUUGAGAGUGCUCUCAUUAACAUGUAUGCAAAUUGUGGUGCAAUGGAGUUUGCUAGGGAAAUAUAUGAAGGACUUCAGUUGAAAAAUAUGAUUGUUUUGUCUGCUAUUUACCUUCAACUUAGAUGUUGUUUUAUUUUAGUAAACUUUGUUAAUGUUUUAUUAAUGUGUGUUUUGUUAAUAGUUAUGCCUAAACAUGUUUCAUUGUCUACCGAUAAAAUGUCUCGAAUCCCAUCGGUAGUGCCACAAAAGAGAAGAAAGAGUAGUAUAGAAAAUGCCUUCAAUGUUGAGGAUAUGAAUCAUCUUAUAGAAAAUAUAGCAAUGGUAUUUUAUGCUGGUGUCUUAUCUUUCCAUCUUGCUAGAAAUCGUUACUAUGUUAGUUCUUAUUCUUUUGCUGCUAAUCACAACCUUAGUGGCUUCCUCCCUUUAAGUUAUAAUGCUCUAAGAACCACUCUUUUGAAGCAAGAAAGAGCUCAUAUUGAUAGGUUGCUUCAACCAAUAAAAUCUUUGUGGACAUUGAAGGGAGUUACGUUGGUUUCUAAUGGCUGGACAGAUGUGCAAAGGAGGCCUUUGAUAAAUUUUAUUGGCAUUUGUGAAGGAGGACAUAUAUUCUUAAAAGUCGUUGAUGGCUCUGAUGAAUAUAAAGACAAGUUUUACAUGACCAACAUAUUUAAUUCUAGAUGGGCAGACAUUGAGUACGCCCCUGAUAAAAUUUCCUCAAAAAAUUUGCCCAGGCUCUCUAACAUUCCUGGAGUCGCCACUGCACUUACCCUUAUAAACAGUUAUAAAGGAUUAUGUCCUAGUGAACCAAUAAAGCCUUCUAAGAAUGAGACACUUAAGGUUCAUGUUCAGUUAAGAAAAAAUGGAGUGAAGCGAAGGACUGACCUUGUAAAUCAGAAUGCUAAGGGAAAACAUUGCAAGUCACUCCUUCAUCAUGGCAUUGCUAAUCUUGCUACAUUCUCUCAACAAUAG
Trifolium pratense (red clover) is the source of this 1245-nucleotide messenger RNA. RefSeq lists its product as uncharacterized. NCBI's taxonomy places the organism in Eukaryota, Viridiplantae, Streptophyta, Magnoliopsida, Fabales, Fabaceae. The coding region runs from base 64 to 1245 and encodes 393 amino acids. The record is from RefSeq and is a predicted model, not a curated record. The transcript is spliced from 3 exons.